Messenger RNA from Echinops telfairi (small Madagascar hedgehog), 2494 nucleotides. Its product is annotated as cadherin-6. The transcript has 11 exons. Gene Ontology annotation, molecular function: cadherin binding; calcium ion binding. Lineage: Eukaryota; Metazoa; Chordata; Mammalia; Afrosoricida; Tenrecidae. Gene Ontology annotation, cellular component: plasma membrane; catenin complex; adherens junction. The record is from RefSeq and is a predicted model, not a curated record. The coding region runs from base 84 to 2456 and encodes 790 amino acids. Gene Ontology annotation, biological process: homophilic cell-cell adhesion; multicellular organism development; calcium-dependent cell-cell adhesion.
GAAGCUGGAUUUGGUGCAGUGAACCAAGGCACUUCAAAGAGAGGUCUACUCCGUACCCAGAGCCUGGACUGUGGACCAUCAUCAUGAGAACUUACCGCUACUUCUUGCUGCUUUUUUGGGUUGGUCAGCCCUACCCAACAUUCUCUACUCCCUUAUCUAAGAGGACUAGUGGUUUGCCGGCCAAGGAAAGGGCCCUGGAGCCCUCUGGAAACAGCAACAAUGAGCUAAGCCGUUCGAAGAGGAGCUGGAUGUGGAACCAGUUCUUUCUCCUAGAGGAAUACACGGGAUCUGAUUAUCAGUAUGUGGGCAAGUUACAUUCAGACCAGGAUAGAGGAGAUGGAUCACUUAAAUAUAUCCUUUCAGGAGAUGGAGCAGGCGAUCUCUUCAUUAUCAACGAAAACACAGGCGACAUCCAGGCCACCAAGAGGCUGGACAGGGAGGAAAAACCUGGUUACAUCCUGCGAGCUCAAGCUGUCAACCGAAGGACAGGCAGACCCGUGGAACCCGAGUCUGAAUUCAUCAUCAAGAUCCAUGACAUCAACGACAAUGAACCCAUCUUCACCAAGGAGGUCUACACGGCCACCGUCCCCGAAAUGGCUGAUGUUGGCACCUUUGUCGUCCAAGUCACAGCGACGGACGCUGAUGAUCCAACAUACGGGAACAGUGCCAAAGUUGUCUACAGCAUCCUCCAAGGACAGCCAUAUUUCUCAGUUGAAUCAGAAACAGGUAUCAUCAAGACAGCCUUGCUCAACAUGGAUCGGGAAAACAGGGAGCAGUACCAAGUGGUGAUUCAAGCCAAGGACAUGGGCGGCCAGAUGGGGGGCUUGUCUGGGACCACCACGGUGAACAUCACACUGACUGACGUCAACGACAACCCUCCCCGGUUUCCCCAGAGUUCAUACCAGUUUAAAACCCUUGAAUCUUCUCCACCGGGGACGCCCAUUGGCAGAAUCAAAGCCAGCGAUGCUGAUGUGGGAGAGAACGCUGAAAUUGAAUACAGCAUCACAGAGGGAGAGGGGCUGGACAUGUUUGACGUCAUCACCGACCAAGACACCCAGGAAGGAAUCAUAACGGUCAAGAAGCUUUUGGAUUUUGAAAAGAAGAACGUGUACACCCUCAAAGUGGAAGCAUCCAACCCGCACGUGGAGCCCCGUUUUCUCUACCUGGGGCCAUUCAAAGAUUCAGCCACUGUUAGGAUUACGGUGGAGGAUGUGGACGAGCCCCCAGUCUUCAGCAAACUUGCUUACGUCCUACAGAUAAGAGAAGAUGCGCAGGUCAACACGACAAUAGGCUCAGUAACAGCCCAAGAUCCAGAUGCUGCCAGGAACCCAGUCAAGUACUCUGUCGAUCGUCACACAGAUAUGGACCGAAUAUUCAACAUUGAUUCUGGAAAUGGUUCCAUCUUUACAUCAAAACUCCUUGACCGAGAAACGCUGCUGUGGCACAACAUCACUGUGAUAGCAACAGAGAUCAACAACCCAAAGCAAAGCAGCCGAGUGCCUCUGUACAUUAAAGUUCUAGACGUCAAUGACAACGCUCCCGAAUUUGCUGAGUUCUAUGAAACCUUCGUCUGUGAAAAAGCAAAAGCAGAUCAGCUGAUUCAGACCCUCCGCGCCGUGGACAAGGACGACCCUUACAGUGGGCACCAGUUCUCCUUCUCUUUGGCGCCGGAAGCAGCCAGCGGCUCCAACUUCACCAUCCAAGACAACAAAGAUAACACCGCGGGAAUCCUAACGCGGAAAAAUGGCUACAACAGACAAGAGAUGAACAUCUACCUCCUGCCAGUGGUCAUUUCGGACAACGACUACCCAGUCCAAAGCAGCACUGGCACGGUGACUGUCCGGGUCUGUGCAUGUGACCCCCAUGGGAACAUGCAGUCCUGCCACGCGGAGGCCCUCAUCCACCCCACGGGGCUGAGCACUGGGGCGCUGGUUGCCAUUCUUCUCUGCAUCGUGACCCUUCUAGUGACGGUGGUGCUGUUUGUAGCUCUGCGGCGGCAGCGGAAAAAGGAGCCCUUGAUCAUUUCCAAGGAGGACAUCCGAGACAACAUCGUCAGUUACAACGACGAGGGUGGCGGGGAGGAGGACACCCAGGCCUUCGAUAUCGGCACCCUGCGGAACCCCGAAGCCAUCGAGGACAACAAACUGCGGAGGGACAUCGUGCCCGAAGCCCUCUUUCUGCCCCGACGGACUCCGGCGGCUCGCGACAACACGGACGUGCGAGACUUCAUCAACCAAAGGCUCAAGGACAACGACGCGGACCCCACGGCCCCGCCCUACGACUCGCUGGCCACCUACGCCUACGAGGGCACCGGCUCGGCGGCCGCCUCGCUCAGCUCGCUGGAGUCGCUGGCCACGGACGCCGACCAGGACUACGACUACCUAAGGGACUGGGGCCCUCGCUUCAAAAAGCUGGCCGAUCUGUACGGAGGGGCGGACAGUGACAAGGACUCCUAAGUGUUGCCUUUUGUGUUCUUUUCCCAGCCGACCCCCGG